AUGACCAAGCAAGCGCAGGGCGAGCCGAGCUGGAGAGGGCAGGACCCGGCACAGGGGCUCGGGGUGGUCCCCGCCGAGGGAAACCAGGGUGCGUUCAAGGUCGCCCCCGCGGCAGCAUUGCUCAGACGACCCGACCUGGCUCUGGCUGCCGCUGGGGCACUAGCGGCGGCGGCGGCGGCGGCGGCGACUGCACAUCUGGCGUCCCGGGCGCGCACGCUCGGCGCACCGCCCCCUGGCCGGCCGCGGCAAUCUGCGGAGCGUCCGGCGAGGUGGCAGCGGUGUCAGGGGAGGCGGUGGUGUUGGCGAGAAGGAGGGGAGAGGGUGGCUCCGCGCGCUGGAGGGGAGUGUUAUGUGGGGCGCCGCGCCCCCCGCCCCCGCGCCGGGAGGACGCGCAGACGGGGCGGGGCGAGAGAGGAACGCGGGGCGGGCGCCCGGGUGUCCCCACCUCCGCGCCGGGCCACCGCGCAGGGAGGGGGCGGGGCCGGGGCGGCGGCCAGGCUGCUUUGUCCUCGCCGGGUGGGGACGCAAGGUCCCGGGUGGGUCGAGGUGGGGGGGUGGGGGAUCGUCAGUGCGCUUGUUCCCUCCCUGAGCGUCCCGCACUCACCCUCCGGAGCUACUGCGGGCGGUCCACAGCUAGCUUGGGCCGAUCGGCCUCGGAUAAAACUCGCGGGGCCCCGAGGCCACAGAGGCGACAACGCACAAAGUCAGGCUCACGCUCUGUGGCCCGGGGCUGCAGCCUCCCGGGCCACCCUUCGUGUUUGUUAUGGAGUGGCGGAGGCCGCCAGGCUCGCGGGAACUGGGGGAGGCUGGGUUGAAAGGAGGCCCAGCGGUGUUGGGUUACCGGCGGUGAGUCACGGUCCCCUCCAGCAGCCGAGGCCCUGCAGGCCCCCAGCUCCGGCUCGGUCAGGGCAGGGCCCUCCUGGAGCAACCGCGGAGCCUGGAAAGUCCCCGGGAGGGAUGCUUCGGGACCCCGGCUCUCUCUCAGGGAGAAAGGAGGAGUCAGGAACGAAGGCUCGAAGGAGGAACCCGGCCUUUCGCCAGGGCUCCUAUCUCCCGGGUGGGAAGAUUGACCAGGAAGAGCAGCUGGUGCUUCCUUCUGCAGCCCUCAGGUUCCGCCCACCCUCCAAAUUCCUUCUGUCUUCGCUCCAGUCUAUUUAUCACCUUACACUGGACUCCAGCAGCAGCCUGCCUUCACCAGAUGCAUCCCCCCCCCAGCCCCCGCCCCUGUUGCCAGAGUCAUAG
Molecule: messenger RNA, 1242 nt
Organism: Mus pahari (shrew mouse)
Lineage: Eukaryota; Metazoa; Chordata; Mammalia; Rodentia; Muridae
Product: progesterone receptor-like
Exons: 3
Coding region: 1-1242 (413 amino acids)
Source: RefSeq, a predicted model, not a curated record